Pogoniulus pusillus (Red-fronted tinkerbird) is the source of this 597-nucleotide messenger RNA. Its product is annotated as sericin-1-like. The transcript is spliced from 2 exons. The record is from RefSeq and is a predicted model, not a curated record. NCBI's taxonomy places the organism in Eukaryota, Metazoa, Chordata, Aves, Piciformes, Lybiidae. The annotation marks the transcript as partial.
AUGCUCCCUGCCCUCUGGUGCCCACCAAGAGGCAGCAGGAGCCAGCAGCGUGGCCUGAAGAUUGGUUCCAGUUCUGGUUCCUCUUCCAAUUCCAGUUCCUCUUCCAGUUCCAGUUCUGGUUCCAGUUCUGGUUCCAGUUCCAGUUCUGGUUCCAGUUCUGGUUCCAGUUCCAGUUCUGGUUCCAGUUCUGGUUCCAAUUCUGGUUCCAGUUCCAGUUCCAGUUCCAGUUCUGGUUCCAGUUCCAGUUCUGGUUCCAGUUCUGGUCCCAGUUCCAGUUCUGGUUCCAAUUCUGGUUCCAGUUCCAGUUCCAGUUCCAGUUCCAGUUCCAGUUCUGGUUCCAGUUCCAGUUCUGGUUCCAGUUCUGGUCCCAGUUCCAGUUCUGGUUCCAGUUCUGGUCCCAGUUCCAGUUCCUGUUCCUGUUCCUGUUCCAGUUCUGGUUCCAGUUCCUGUUCCAGUUCCAGUUCUGGUUCCAGUUCUGGUCCCAGUUCCAGUUCCUGUUCCUGUUCCUGUUCCAGUUCUGGUUCCAGUUCCAGUUCUGGUUCCAGUUCCAGUUCUGGUUCUGGUUCCAGUUCUGGUUCUGGUUCCAGUUGUGGUUCC